Acinonyx jubatus (cheetah) is the source of this 962-nucleotide messenger RNA. RefSeq names its product PDZK1 interacting protein 1 (gene PDZK1IP1). Bases 259 to 603 code for a protein of 114 amino acids. The record is from RefSeq and is a predicted model, not a curated record. The transcript is spliced from 5 exons. Lineage: Eukaryota; Metazoa; Chordata; Mammalia; Carnivora; Felidae.
GACAACAGAUUUCUUAAUCCCACUGUCAGCCUUCCAAGAUGCCCCGCCCGCAGGAGCAGUAAUGUGUCACUCCUUUCCCCAGAGCCCAGCCCUGCUGCCAGGAAGGGGGAAAGCAGACACAAAAACUGGGGAGGCCGGGGGCUUGGAGGGCCAGACUAAGCCUGGGCUGAUCUCAGGCAGACACGGACAGACCCCACGGCAGCUCCAGGAGCCCAGAUACCAGCAGCCAGAGAGAAGGCCCAGAAGCUUCCUGCAGCCAUGUCGGCCCUCAUCCUGCUCAUUCUGGGCCUGUUCACGGCAGUGCCACCCGCCAGCUGUCAGCAAGGCCUGGGGAACCUGCAGCCCUGGAUGCAGGGCUUAAUCGCUGUGGCUGUGUUCCUGGUCCUGGUCGCAAUUGCCUUUGCUGUCAACCACUUCUGGUGCCAGGAAGAGCCGGAGCCCAUGAACACAGUCAUGACCGUUGGAAACAAGGCAGAUGGAAUCCUGGUAGGAACAGACGGAAGGUACUCCUCGAUGGCGGCCAGCUUCAGGUCCAACGAGCACGAGAAUGCCUAUGAGAAUAUCCCCGAGGAGGAGGGCAGGGUCCGAAGCACCCCCAUGUGACCCCCGCUUGCCUGUGGGCCCCAGCUGUGAGCCCAGGUGCCUGUGAUGGAUGCCCAGAUCACCACUCAAGCCGCUCCUUCUCUGUGUAGGAAUCUACAGUAAGGGGCCGACUCUUCCAACCCCACACUGCCCACCUUCUCUGGAGUGGUCACCAGCCAAAGUCGAAGCUCAGGCUGUAUCCAGGUUAGGGCUCAGCUAUGGCUCUGGGGGGUUUCCUAGGAGGUCUCCUACCCAAAUCAAUUCAGAAGACCCUUCUGAAGAGGACAGUCAGCUCGUCACCUCCUGCCUUGCCUCAUACCGUCUUCCUCUAACUUUGGAAAUGCCUCUUAUUUCUGUGAAAUAAAGAUGUUUCGUAUUUC